This is a messenger RNA of Mytilus californianus (California mussel), 1345 nucleotides long. RefSeq lists its product as uncharacterized. The coding region runs from base 1 to 1311 and encodes 436 amino acids. The record is from RefSeq and is a predicted model, not a curated record. NCBI's taxonomy places the organism in Eukaryota, Metazoa, Mollusca, Bivalvia, Mytilida, Mytilidae. The transcript has a single exon.
AUGAAACUUUUGUUGUUGGUUCUCUUGUGUGUAACGGGUUUAAAAACUGAAGAUGUCAAGCAUAAAAGGACUACAACUGGUACUCAUAUAACAAAUGGUAUCAAUGUAGGAAAAGGACUAGCAGCCGCCUUAGCUGAUGAUAAUUUGGACAUGCCAAAGAAACUAGCUGACAUGGCCAAAAAAAUUGCACCUUUUUUAGGGGUAUUAGGUCCUUUUGUUUCUUUUGUAGUUGGUUUUAUUCCAAAGGGACCAACUAAGGAAUUUUUGGCUAUUCAGCAACUUCAUAAAGAUAUGGAUACUCGGUUUGAUCAAAUCAAUGGAAAGUUUCAUGAUGUAUCUAAACUUAUACAGUGGAAUACAGUCAGGCUGCAGUUUUCAAGUGUUGAGCAAACUAUAAAUAAUGCUUAUCAGAGGUAUACAAAUAUGUAUAAAGCAACGACCAGUAGAACUAUCGCAAGUGAAAUGCAUGUUUUUAAAAAUUAUAGGUCUAAGUUCGGUGAUAGUGCACUGACACUUUAUAAUGGGAUCAUGGGUACCAAUACUGUGUUUGGGGAUGAACUUUUACCGGCCUCAAUGAAAUUUACAGAUUACAAUAGAAAGCAGUGUGCACGAUUCAUGGAAGGUCUACUUAGACUACUGUUACGGGCAGUAGAAAUGGAUUUGGCUUACUUACAGUUAGAUACAAAAACUGCAGCAAGCGUUCACUCCCAUACAACGGAAUGGAAAAGAAGAUUAGAUUCAGUUCGAGGUAAAAUGUUACACGCGGACGCCACUAUAGUUUCUAAAUAUCAUGAACAGUCAGGUAAAGAUAUUGACAGAUAUUCUACGGACCAUCCAGAAUCUCAUAUGAACAAUCACGAUUGGGCUAAUAAUAUGUACCACUCGCUUGCGACAAAAUAUCAUUGGCGCGACUGGAUGGUUAUUGCGUAUGAUGAUGUUUCAGGAGAUGACAAGCACUAUCAAAGAGAGUGUGGUGGAUAUCUCAAAUUUAGAAGCAAUGGUAGGAACAUUGUCGUUGCAAGCAUUGAGAAGACGCACUCGCACGCCAGUUCGACUGAAGCCAAGUCCAUUAUUAACAGCGUUCAUGAUAACGAUGCUGUCCAUGUACAUAGACCAAAAGAUCACGUGGUACAUCGAUUUGUAGAUGCUCGUCAUGCAUUCGACACAUUUAACUCUAAAGCUAAAAGUGGAUGUUCAACGUAUGCAGCAGCAGGUGUGAUAGACAAUAAAGCCCAACCCUCUUACAAAGCAGCAUCCAAUCGAUUAUAUCUGAAACAUGCCUAUUAUCACUAUAUUCAUGUGUUUGGUUAAAGUUGUUAUUCAAAUAAAACGACAUUGACAGUCA